Messenger RNA from Loxodonta africana (African savanna elephant), 5887 nucleotides. RefSeq names its product zinc finger protein 883-like. The transcript has 6 exons. The record is from RefSeq and is a predicted model, not a curated record. Gene Ontology annotation, molecular function: DNA-binding transcription factor activity, RNA polymerase II-specific; RNA polymerase II cis-regulatory region sequence-specific DNA binding. The coding region runs from base 951 to 2870 and encodes 639 amino acids. NCBI's taxonomy places the organism in Eukaryota, Metazoa, Chordata, Mammalia, Proboscidea, Elephantidae. Gene Ontology annotation, biological process: regulation of transcription by RNA polymerase II.
AAUGGGGGCCGUGACGGGGGCAGGGAGAGCCGGUGAGCAAGACUCCGGCGUUUGGGAAAUCUAACGCAAUGUUUAUUGCGAGUCGGCAGGCGGGGACCCGGGAAACAUUUCCUCAGGUCAGGCUCCCUGCUUGAGGGGUGCGCUGCACGUUUAUGGGGUGACGAAAUAAGGAAGUUACACGUAUUCAUGCAGUUUGUGGGGAAUCAUAUGCACACGAACAGCGGGACGGGGGCAGAUGUCUGAGCCGGAUGCCGGUACCCGACCUCGGGCUUCUCAGUGUUUGGCCUCAGUUUUGUUGUGCAGCCUUUUAAUGGCGCUUUUCCAGCCUUUUAAUGGUGCUUUUGCUCCAGGUCAUGCUUCGUGGGCCUCAACUGGUCUUAACUGGUUGGAGCCACCAGGCUCUGAAGUCAGGCUGGGAUUUUCCAGGAAGUUAGAAGCUGAAAAACAGCCCAAAGAGAUCUUUAGAGAGUGUGGCAGAGUUUCUUGUUUGUCACCCUUACACCCCUGUCUCCGGUAUGCUGUCCCACCCCACCCCCGUGCCCCUUUGUUCUCUUUUCAUUUUCUUUAUAUUCCAGACUGGGCCACACACUUCGGCCUCCUUGGGCACCGCCCCUAACGCGCAUGUGCCAGCACAUCCAAGAUUUUCCCAGCCUUUCAGCCUUUGCACCAGAAAGGAGAGGCCCAUGGAGCUGCCUGAAGAAUGCAGGUCUCAGGUGUGGUGCAGAGAGAACUAGUCCAGUCCAGGCAGCUGAGGACCUAGGGUGACCGUCUUGCACAUGCGUUAAUCACAGGGAAGGAUUUCAACUGCUCUGGCUGGUGUGUGGGCCAAGCAUUAUUCAUCUGCCUCCAAACUGCCCAGGCCUCUGCUUACACUCCCAUCCCUCUUCCCAAAGUGGCUUCUUGGGCUCAGAGACGACAUUCCCUUAGACUUCCAGAAACUGGAGAAGGAAAUGGUCUCAGUGGUCAUUGAGGAUGUGGCCGUGGUCUUUAGCCAGGAAGAGUGGGCAUUGCUGGAUGUUGCUGAGAGGAAACUCUACAGAGAUGUGAUGAUGGAAACCUUCAGAAACCUGACCUCAGUAGUCUCCCAAAACCUUAACAAUGGAGAAAAGUUAUCCAGUGAACAUACAGUGCUGCAAUACAUAAAGAAUAACCCCUGGUUGUCCAUGUUAGGAGAAAUCUGCACAUGGAAUGGCAACGUAGAUCACUCUGAAAACCAGGGGAGACAUUUGAGCAGUCAUACAGCAGAGAACUUCCAUGGAAGUAAUGAAGGCACUCAGUGUUGGGAAACCUGCAACCGGAUUUUGGAUCUUACUGCACUGAAAAGAAACCCUCCAGACGUAAAUCCUUUUGAAUGCUCUGAGUGCGGAAGAGUCUUCAUGGAUUACUCGUCAUAUAACCAUCAUAUCAAAUUUUCCACCAGAUGCACUGCCUGUCAGUGUAAGGAAUGUGGAAAAUCCUGUAGUUGUUCCUCUCACCUAACCAUUCCUUCGAGAGAUCUUCAUGGAAAUAAACCCCAUAAAUGUAAGGUGUUUGGAAAGGACUUAAUUUAUAUGUCAACCCUUAAGAAUCCUGUGACAACGCUCACUGGUGAGAAAUGCUGUGAAUGUAACAAAUGUGUGAAAGGUUUCUGUAGUUCGUCAUCCUUUUCGACACAUGUGAGAGAUCAUAAGCAUGCAUGUAAAGAAUGUUUUGAAAUGAGUAGUCCUUCAUCCCUCAUUUUACCUAAAAAAUUUUCUAACAGAGAUAAGCCUUAUGAAUGUAAGGAAUGUGGGAAAGCCUAUAGUUGUUCCUCAGGACUCACUGUGCAUCUUCGAACUCACAGUCGAGAGAGGCCUUAUGAAUGUGAACAAUGUGGGAAAGCCUAUAUUCGUUCCUCAGAACUCACUGUGCAUCUUCGAACUCACAGUCGAGAAAGGCCUUAUGAAUGUGAACAAUGUGGGAAAGCCUUUAUUCGUUCCUCCUACCUCAGUUCUCAUAGAAGAACUCACAGUAGAGAGAGGCCUUAUGAAUGUAAGGAAUGUGGGAAAACCUUUAUUCGUUCCUCCCACCUCACUUCACAUAAAAGAACUCACAGUGGAGAGAAGCCUCAUGAAUGUACACAAUGUGGCAAAGCCUUUAGUCGUUCCACAGCCCUUGCUAGGCAUAAAAAAACUCACAAUGGAGUGAGGUCUUAUGAAUGUACGGAAUGUGGGAAAGCCUUUAUUUAUUCCUCAGCCCUUACUAUGCAUAAGAGAACUCACAGUGGACAGAAACCUUAUGAAUGUAAGCAAUGUGGGAAAGCUUUUAGUUAUUCCUCAGCCCUCAGUACGCAUAAAAGAACUCACAGUGGAGAGAGGCCGUAUGAAUGUAAGGAAUGUGGGAAAGCCUUUAUUUGUUCCUCCCACCUCACUUCACAUAUAAGAACUCACAGUGGAGAGAGGCCUUAUGAAUGUAAAGAAUGUGGAAAAGCCUUUACUCGUUCCACCAACCUCAUAUCACAUAUAAGGACUCACAGUGAAGAGAAACCUUAUGAAUGUAUGCAGUGUGGGAAAGCCUUUAGUUGUUACGCAACCCUCACUAGGCAUAAAAAAAAUCACAAUGGAGUGAGGCCUUAUGAAUGUACAGAAUGUGGGAAAGCCUUCAUUUAUUCCUCAGCCCUUACUGUGCAUAAAAGAACUCACAGUGGACAGAAACCUUAUGAAUGUAAUCAAUGUGGGAAAGCCUUUAAUUAUCCCUCAGCCCUCAAUUUGCAUAAAAGAACCCACAGUGGAGAGAGGCCUUAUGAGUGUAAGGAGUGUGGGAAAACCUUUAUUCAGACUUCACACCUCGCUAACCAUGCAAGAAUUCACAAUGGAAAAAGGCUUUCUAAACAUAAUGUGGAAAGCUUUUAGUUGUUCCUCACAUGUCACUUCACAUACAAGAAUUCAUGGUGACUUGAUUGAUUACUCUUAUGUCAAAAGCGGGAUGUUUUUCCUUACUGUUACAAUUUCGAGCAGCAAAUUUCUGAAAGUCUACAAAGAACAAAGUUUCUUAGUGAGAAAUCAAUACUAACUCAAAAGAAGGGAUCAUUAAAAGUAAUUUAUGCCUUUGGGAGAAAUGACAGGUUCAUUGUAACUGUGGGACUGUACUCAUCAGUGUUUGUUACUUUAUCAGUCCAAGCUAAAUUUUACCUUUCUUAAAUCCUUGCUAUUACAAAUGAGGCUGUAGGGACUAGACUUGAGCAAAUGUGGUUUUAUGUUAUUUAAUGUUAUCAUUGAUGUUAUUUUGGAAACAGUUAAGUACGCUCAUCUUGUAUUUGGUUCAGAUGGUUUUAUUUUCAUAUUUGAAACAUUCCUUCCAUUCUUUCCUAUUGUAAAUUAAACUGUUUUAUCUAUUAUAAUUAAUAAUUCUCAUAUAGCGAUACUUUGAGACUGUGCAAAUAUUCUGUUUUUCAUUGUACUUCAGCCUAUUAUGUAUUAUUAUUACUGUGGUGUUUAUUAGAUAUUUUUUGUUCCAAUAUCUAAUAAUAAUGUAUCUAUUAAUUGGAAUUCUGAAAGAAAUAGCUUUUCCUUCUCUCUGAUUUAUGUUUUUAACUGAUCAUAAUUGUAUAGGCAGUCCACGGAUUCUGGUGGAGUUCCUUUCCUAACUGUGCAUUUAAGCUGAAUUUGCACGUGGGAACAGGUAGGUACGAUUUUUUGUAUGUAUUGUUAUUUAGUCAAAUGUUUUCCUUGAAAUACACCGUACAGUGUACCUUUGUAUGCAUAAAAAAUUUUUUAAGAAACACUUUUAGUUACAAUAAAACAUUGUUUACAUAAUAGUACAGUAAUAACGGUAAUGAGGUUUUGAUACACAUUACAAAGUCAUAACCGUAUGUUAUUACAAACACCUGUCACUUCAUUGGAUUCCCUCUUGAUACACUUCUCUCACUUCUGACUUGGGGAGGCUAGGAGGCUGCCCUCCUAGGCGCUGCACAUGUGAUCCCGCUCCAGAGGGUGGUAGGGAGGGAAGUGCAGAGCAUGGACCCCACCACUGCACGACUCUUAACCUGACCUUACAGGGGACGUCAGCCUCCGCCCAGUUCCAAACAGUAAGAACAAGCAACAUGGUGACACCGCAUCACCACUGGGCAAGGGAUGCAGGACUUGAGUUCCUGCAGAAGGGGAUCUUCGUUUGUAAGAGGAUGAGCCAAAUUUGAAAGUCAUGAGUCAGUCUGGUAAAUACCUGGGAGGUUGGCAUCCAACAGUAAAGGUGGAAAGAAGCUGGUAUAGAUAAAAGACAGUAAAAGGAACAAGGGAUUUUAAAUGAGAGUGGAAGAUCAAACCCUGAGUGGUACUAAGGAUUGAGAAUAAUUCUGAUCUCACUCCUGGAAUCAGGUACAAAGAGUGUGAGAAAAGCAACUUUUUCACCAAAAGUAGAGUGUCCACAAAAGGAUUGCUGGGAAUUACAGGAAGAAAGGUUUGCCCACUUUAACCCAACUCUAUCUUCCUUAUCAUGAGUUCUUUAUCCUCUUUUUCUUUCUAUUCCAUCAAUGUUCUCCAACUUUCAUAGCUCUGCUUUGUUCAGCGAAAAAGAGGGAGACCCUCAAUGAGAAGUGUUGACAGUGUUUUAUGUUGUACAUGGGGUUUUAAGUUCAUGAAACUUACCUCCUGCUGUGUGUCAAAUGAUAUGAAACCUAUCUACUCCCUCUAAUUUUGUAAUUAUAUAUUUCAGUACAGAAUUUAUGACUUAGGUUCCGUGUUUUAUAUCUGUUUGUUUCUGUUGUCUAUGCUGGUUCAUUCCCUGUGUGUCUGAUAAUUUGUUGUUUUGUCAUAGGCAUAUUCUUUAUGUUUUAUUAUUAUGUUGAACUGUGUUUAAAAUAUACUAAAGAAUGAGAGUUCUUAUAUUUGGUUUCAAGACUUAACAGUUGUCUUUAUGUUAGAUGUUUCAAUAAAAGAUAUAAUAGAAGAUAAAAUUUUUCUUCCAAAGAGGAUUUUUUUUUUGCCAAGACAGGUGUCUGGAGUUACUAUUACAAAUCUCAAGAGCCUUAGAACAUUCAGAGCUCAGUAUUCCCAUUUGUAUGGCUCACAACCAGGCCAUGUGGUCCUUGUGAUAUCUUGAUAUGGCUCGCACUUUUGGGAAGCCUGACCUCCAACAUCUGACCUGUCUGUGCCGCCAUCUUGAUCCUCCUGCUCCUUAUUUUCUGUUUUGAACCUUGCAGAUAGAUUAUAGAAGAAAUGGAAGGGCGGGGGGAAGAACGGCUCAUUUUUGACAAAGUGUUUUUAUGGUACACGUUCCCUCUGUUCCAGUCACUUGGUGGGUGUAUCUGGGGUACGCAUUCACAUAUUUCAACUGAUAUGACAGUUUUUCUGUUACAUACACAGGUAGGGUAUUCAUUUCCUUUCUAGUAAGAAAGUUUACUUUGAAGGUGAAAUAUGUUCUGAACAGUGACUUAAAGCAGGGACCAGCAAACACUUUUGUAAAGGACUAGAUAGUAAACAUCUUAGACUUUGCAGGCCAGAUGUUUACCUUUGGAAAGACUAAGCUCUGUCAGCGUAGCUUGAAAGCAACUGUAGGCAGUGUUUCCAUGAAUAGUGGCCGUGUUCCAAGGAAAUGCUAUUUACAAAUGCAGCUGUUGGGGCACAAUUGGUCUGGGGUUGUGUAGUGUGUUGACCCCUGACUUAGAGAGUAGAUUCAGAUAAAAAGAUCAGGCAAAUCGGAGAAGACACUGUAAAAUUCAUAGAACAAAUCCCAUGCAGCUUCCUUUCUGCUAGUGGGACUCACCUAAUAGAAGGCCCAGGAUGAUUACAUCAUCAGGCUCUGCUCUUGUCCCUGGCCAAUGCUGAUGUGACUGUCAGACCCUUAAUCACCCAGAUUUUCCAGUCUACCAAGCUACCCUACUUAAAAAAAUUUGCCUUCCGGUCAACUCAAGACUCAUGGCAGGCAUUGGGUU